Jatropha curcas is the source of this 2502-nucleotide messenger RNA. Its product is annotated as beta-glucosidase 12-like. Lineage: Eukaryota; Viridiplantae; Streptophyta; Magnoliopsida; Malpighiales; Euphorbiaceae. The record is from RefSeq and is a predicted model, not a curated record. Gene Ontology annotation, biological process: glucosinolate catabolic process; response to salt stress; carbohydrate metabolic process. Gene Ontology annotation, molecular function: beta-glucosidase activity.
UUUGGCUAAGAUCAAGUGUAGUAUCUGUUCUUAUCAGUUUAAUAUCUGAUACGUGGGUCAUUGGCUCACAUGAUAUUAAAUUAAUUUUUUGAGGGGGAAGGCCCAUCACAGUAGCUUGCUACUGGGGCUUUCACAGCGUCGCCUGUGUGUUGCACUAUUGCACUGGCCUGGCGCACCCCACCAAUGCUUAGUUUAAAAAAAAUAUAUAUAUAUCAGUUGCUUCAGGGAAAAAACUAUUCAAGAUAGAAAUAGAAUUAUAUGGAAUGAUUAAACAGGAAAUAUAAUGCCAAUCAGGUGGGUUUUCACCUGGACUAUCCUCUUGUGAAAUGAAUUAACAAAAAAAAAAAUGUUUGGCAUAGGCAUCCAAUGAAUUGUGAGGAGCGAGGGCUCUAGUCUGUUGGUUUACCAGUUGUUUUCACCAAUCGGUUUGGUUGGUGGACCAGUUAUGUUCAAAUUAAUAAAAAGACAACUAAUGGCAGACGUUUGGUAGGCAGUCAACAAAAAUAUAGGAAAAAGUUGCAAGGUUUCGUGGAAAUAAUCAUAGCGGCCGGCAAAAAUACCAGCAAAAGUAGCCAUGCAGCGCAAGAUACGCUUUUAUGUAAUGUAUUUGGUUACGUCGCUAUAUGAAAAUGUUCGCAUCUGGUAGCGGUGGCCUGCAACAAAGUACUAAAAUAACAACGUCGAUAGAUACUUGGUAAUGGUUUUAUUGAUAGAUUUAGAGCUGCCGAUUGUGCUACUGAGUGCAAAAUGACAAGAAUUGUCAAUAAAUAAAACCAUUGAAAAAUAAAAAAAAGAAUGUAAAUAGCAACUAUAGUUUAACAAUUGACACCAUUAGAGUUAUUGUAAUGACGAGUGAGAAGUUCUUCGUAAUAGGGUUAUUGUUCUUGUCCAACUUGUUGGCUAUAACAGACCUCGUCUCUGCUUCUUUUAAUCGUAGCACUUUUCCUGCUGGAUUUCUUUUUGGAACAGCUGCAGCUUCUUACCAGUAUGAAGGUGCUGCAAGUGAAGAUGGAAAGGGUCCAAGUAUAUGGGAUACCUUUACUCACAAAUAUCCAGGAAGAAUAGUUGGUGGUGCUAAUGCAGAUGUAGCUGUUGAUUUUUACCAUCGGUAUAAGGAAGAUGCGAAGAUCAUGAAGAAUUUGGGUUUAGAUGCUUUCAGAUUCUCUAUCUCCUGGUCUAGAGUUUUACCUCGUGGGAAUAUAAGUGGAGGAGUGAAUAAGAAAGGCAUCCAAUUCUACAACAAUCUCAUCAAUGACCUCCUGUCACAAGGAAUACAGCCUUUUGUGACUAUAUUUCAUUGGGAUCUACCUCAAGCCCUUGAAGAUGAAUAUGGUGGCUUUUUGAGUCCUCAAAUUGUGGAUGAUUUUAAGGACUACGCAGAGCUUUGCUUCAAAGAAUUUGGUGACAGAGUGAAGCAUUGGAUAACAUUAAAUGAACCAUGGAGUUAUAGCAAUACUGGGUAUAACAUGGGCAUUUUUGCACCAGGCAGGUGUUCUAAAUUUAUGAACCCUCAAUGCUUGGCUGGUGAUUCUUCAACUGAGCCUUAUUUGGUUGGCCACCAUUUGUUACUUUCUCAUGCUGCUUCUGUAAAACUAUACAAGGAAAAAUACCAAGGAUCUCAAAAAGGACAGAUUGGGAUAACACUAAUUUCUCACUGGAUGGAACCAUACUCUAAUAGUAAGUCUGACCAGGAUGCUUCUAAAAGAGCUCUGGAUUUCACGUAUGGAUGGUAUAUGGACCCACUAACCUAUGGUGAGUACCCACAAAGCAUGGUUACCCUUGUUGGAAAUAGACUGCCCAGAUUCACCAAAGACCAAUCUAAAAUGGUGAAAGGAUCUUAUGAUUUUCUUGGAGUAAAUUACUAUAGUGCCUUUUAUGCAUCUUCUGUUCCUGCUACUCCUAAUCCUGUUAAUAUUAGCUAUUCCACUGAUUCCCUCACUAAUUUAACAGUUGAGCGAAAUGGAAUUCUUAUUGGUCCAACGGAUGGUUCGAUGUGGAUUCACUCAUAUCCAAAAGGUUUACAAAAUGUUCUUAAAUAUACUAAGGAAAAGUAUAAUAAUCCAACAAUUUAUAUUACCGAGAAUGGUAUUGACCAAUUGGAUAAUGGCACCUUAACACUUAAGGAGCUUCUAAAUGAUUCAAAUAGGAUAAAUUAUUACAACCAACAUCUUUUUUUCAUUCAGAAAACCAUUGAGGAGGGUGUUAAUGUUAAGGGCUAUUUUGCUUGGUCGCUACUCGAUAAUUUUGAAUGGGCUGCUGGUUACAGUAUGAGGUAUGGAAUCCAUUUGGUAGAUUACAAAGAUGGAUUGAAAAGAUAUCCCAAGAAAUCUGCUAUUUGGUUCAAGAAAUUCCUUCAAAAAUAGAGGAAUUCUAUAGCGAUCCAUUAAUUAUCUUGUUGCCAUGUUUCAUUAUUUGAUAAUCCCAUUUUGGAUUAGUGAUUAAAAGCUUAUUAUAACAAUAAUAAUCAAAUAAAAUCAGGUGCUAUAAAUUUUGCAUCGUAAA